AUGGAACGCUUCCGGUUCAGGGCACCUCCCCUCUCGCUCAAGCUAGCCUUCGCCGCCGUCUCCCUCGGCGUCUCCUUCGCCGCCGUCUCCUCCUCACCCUCUCCCCUCCCUUCCUCGGCCGCCUCCUCCUCUCCGCGGACCGUAGCCGCCGACCUCCUCGCCGUCCUCGCCGGCCCGCGCGCCGCGGCGCGGGUGCCGGCCCGGGAGGCCUCGCGCCUGAGCUCCUGCCUCCGGUUCCUCUCCCCGGCCAACCCCGCCGCCGUGUCUAGCGCGUAUCCCCGGAGGGGCUCCCGGAAGGUUCUCCUGGAAGGCUGCGAUGCGGCCGAGGCGGACGCGAUGGUGAUGUGGCCGCCGGCGCCGGUCUUGGAGCUGGCGCUCCUCGCCGUCGACUCCGGAGGCGACCCUGGGGCCAUCCACCGCUUGCUCGACCCCACCAUGCUGCCGGUGCCUGAUAUUGAGGGAACGAAGAAGAGCAAAUGCCACCUCACAAGAACACCGUAUGGAAGACGCUUUGCUGAUGAGUUGUUUACAUGUUUGUGUUAUGAUCAGGACAUCAAUUCAUACUUUGCAUUUCUGUUUGAAUUGAUUGCUGCGCGAGGACCAUCAGUUGGAUUAAAUGUUUCACUGACUCGUUAUGAUUUAUUCCACGGGCAUCUUUUCCUGGCAUCUGGUACAGGAAGGCUUGGGAUUCUGUUCCACGCCAAAGAAUAUCCAGCAUUCGACAAGAAAUUGUUCCCUUACAAUUUGGGAUAUUGCCAGGCUGAAUCUGAUGUACCCUAUGAUGAUUCCAUGAAUUUACGUAAUAUCCUUUGGUUAGCUCCAUUGCCAUCCAGUGAUAAUAAAGUUUGGUUAGCACCAGGGGUGCUAGUCGUCUUGGAUGCACAUCCAGAUGGAAUUAUUUAUCAAGAUAUGAUACGUGACUAUGUUCAGAUCGUACGAACAAUAUACGAAGAUGAUUUCGGAGAGCUUGCGGUCGAUGUCAACUAUCUGAAUGCAGCCAACACAGCUCCAGCGGAUAGGAUUUUCAUUUGCUGA
This is a messenger RNA of Triticum turgidum subsp. durum (durum wheat), 1035 nucleotides long. Lineage: Eukaryota; Viridiplantae; Streptophyta; Magnoliopsida; Poales; Poaceae. The record is from the annotation of a GenBank genome assembly.